Messenger RNA from Caenorhabditis auriculariae, 4041 nucleotides. Lineage: Eukaryota; Metazoa; Nematoda; Chromadorea; Rhabditida; Rhabditidae. The record is from the annotation of a GenBank genome assembly.
AUGAAAAGCGACUGUUUUUGGCAGCGACGAGGGUCCAAGCGAACUCGGAGCGUAGUCUUGGGGAGCCAAGAGACGCGUGACCUCUUGCGCACUCGCCGCCGACGGCGAUAUUCUCUCGCUCACACUAAAAACAACAACAAACGCUGUUGUUGCACAGGGUCUGCGCCAGUCCGGCCGACCGCGACAUCUCGGCAAAGAGCGGUUCAAAAUAUUGUAGUAUACGAAAGGAAUCAUUCAUUUUGAUAAGCUGUGUAUAUUUCGAAAGUUAUCUAGACUCAAAUUUCAUACAAGCAAAAAAUACUUUGAUUUUCUUUCCAAUAAAGUUAAUGAAAACUAACACUUGUUCUAAUCUGUGGAAAAAAAGAAUAGUUUCAAUUCAAAAACCGACAGCCAUUUAGGUUUCUCAGCGGAACGUCGUCCUUCUUGGUAUGAUAGAAAAAAAUAGAUUUUAUUAUUUUUUAUUAUUCUGCACAUCAGACCAAAUUCCACUUAAGAAACAAGUUCAGCACUAAAACUUUUUUAGAAAGCUCUCAAAAGUAUUUUAAAUCUUCCGGACAUUUCUGAAAGAUUUUAUUUCGAGCUAUUCGCUUGGAAAAUGUCACAUGAGAGACGUAGGUUUUUUCGCAUAGAAAAUUUUCGUUUUUUGUCUAUUUCCAUUUUUCUUUUUCAGAUAGUUUGGUGUUUUUUUAAUGUAGAAAUAUUGUCAGAAACAUAAAAAGUUAUUCAAAUUAACUUCAUUUUACCGCCCCUAGAACAUUGAAAAUCAAGAAAAUCCUUUCUUUUUUUUGCAAAAAAAAAAAAACGCUUCAAGUACGAAGUGUCACAAGUUCGAAUUGAUUGUUGAGAAACUAUCGAGGAUCGGCAAGAAGAGUCUUCGAAAUUUUGUGUCACUUGCAUCCAUUAUUCUGUCCAGAUUUUGCCUUUUCCUGUACAAAGCGGUUCGCGAGACGCGAACGUAGCUUUGGGCAACGACCCAAAAACAGGCGGCCGCAGAGAAAAAAGGAGUGGCGCCGGCUUGGGCGGCCGCUCGCACACGCUUCGAUCAGCUGUUUGGCUGUGCUGGCGCGUGUCUUCUUUCCCUCGCGUCCACUUUUUGGCGCCAUUUGGUCAGCUCAAGUUCAUUCAUCCCACUAACAUUUUCCUUUCAAACUUUUCGAACAAGAAUCGAGGCCAAGGUUUUGAGGCCAUCAUCGAUUGUCUUUGUCUCCCUUGUCUCGAUCAUAUUCUAUCGUCUUUUUCGCGUCAACAAAACCAUCUUCCACACUUUUUUUUUCUAUUUUGAAGCAAUUUUUCCUUGCAGUGGCGUUUUCGUUACUGUUGACAAGAAGAAAAAUCACGGGAAAAUGAAUUCAAACAUAAAAUAAUUGAAGUUAAAAUGGCAAAUACAAGCCUCUAAAAAAGUCGAUAGAUUUAUGCCAUUUCAAUUCUAAAAUACUUGAGUGCUUUGAACUUUCAUCAUGAGCUUCACUGAAAAACUCGAAACUAUAAGAAAAUCUCUUCGUUGACUUUACAUGACAGUUUCUUUUUACCAAAAAUUGAGCGCGGCCAACUGCACUUUGCUCACGCUCCUGCAGGAUUCCCCUCUCCCAACCGUUGUUCUUUCCAGGUGGCGGCCAGAUGAAGGUUCUCGAGAAUUCUAGCAAACACAACACACCCAAGAAGCAGAAGACCUUCCAGGUUUUUAAUUUUUUCUUUAAAUUUUAAUUGAAAGCUCUUAUAAGAGCUUAUAAAUAUACUCCGUGAAUCCCAUGUAAGUUUUUCAAACAGAAAUAAGUGAAUUGAGCGGUUCAUUUCACACAAGUAGAAAAAGAAGUCAAAAAUUGACUACUAUUAUAUAAACUUGAAAAACUUUAUUAUCUUUCUAUCAAUGGAGAUUUCGCAAAUGAAUCAAAGUUCAGAACAAAACGAGGUUUUUUUUUCUGAAACAAACUUCAAUAUAUUUAGCACAAUUUAAAAUAUUCUUCUUAAAAAUUAGAACCAAGCUUAUGCCGCUUACUGUCCAGUACACUGUUCCUAUUCAUCUAACUUCGAAGAGAAGCAAAUAAUUCAUGAAAAUCCGUCAUUCGGGGGCAGGGCCUGUGAUGCUAUAUUAGUAAUCCUAGUAAACCGAAGACGAAGAUAUGAAAAAAAAAAUUAUGCUUCGGAAAACGUUUAGAUUAGGUAGAGGAUGAGAGAGAAAUUGUUUUAAAAAUUUCAAAAAAGAACGACUAAAAUCGGGAAGAAAAAAAGAUUGCAGCACUAUUUGCCGGCCGGAGACAGAUGCUACAGCUGCGUUCACUGCAGGGCGAAUCUUGCUUCUCACAACGAUCUAAUUUCUAAGGUUUUCAUCCCGGAAAUUCGGAUCUUCUUUUUUUUUAUUAUUUGAAAAGAAGGAAGUUAUCAUUUUCAGUCAUUCCAAGGGAGCCAGGGCAAGGCUUAUCUCUUCAAUGCCGUGUGAGUUGUUUCUCGCCUUUUUCAUGUAACUUCUUCAAGUUGAGAAGAAAUUUCUCAGCCCUGAGCUUUGAUGAAUAUUUGAGUACAUUCUCUCAUCUUUUGAAAACGUAGUCCCUACGUCAUGCUUUUUGCCUCGAAGAGGAAACAUUUCUAAAUUCUGCCUCUGGCGUAGCAAGGAACCAGAAAUCGCCCAGCGGAAAAUGACAACUUCCGUUUAUUAAUAUCUUUUAAUUAGCAUGUUCCUGACCCGUCUUCUUCUUUGCUCAGAAAUAUCACGAAUAAUGAGGACAUGAAAAAAAAAAACACAAAUGAACGUUAGAUACUUUUUCGACUUUUCAAAGAAAAUGAACUUUUUCGAUUUUUCAAUGCAAAACGAGCUAAAAAAAGACGCAGAGAACAGUCUGAAAACCUGACCAGUUUCCUUUUUUUUUGAGCUCGGUGACACCCUAAAGUGCUAGCCGAGGUCGCUUGCCCUCAAAUAAUCGCAGAGUUCAAACGACGGACAAAUCGUGACUCAGAGCUUUCUACGAGAACGCAAAAAAGCGUUUUUUAAUAGAAGAUAAUGCAAAAACCUCAAGAAAUCGCUUCAAAAAUAUGAAUAUUCUUGUUUUUUUAAAAAAAGAUAGAUUCUGAUGGUUUUUUUUCAGAAACUGGCAAAUGGACUUGUCUUAUUCUGAGUCCAGAGAAAUACUGGAAUCAUUGUAAUUUGAAAAAAACUUCGAAAAAAAUUUCGAAUAGUAUUCAACACCGUUUUAAAAAUGUUUCAAUUUUUUUAAAUUUUGUUUUUGUGAAAGGUAAAAAUAAUAAUUUUUAAACAACGAAAAAAAGAUAUUAAUCGUUCAUUAGAAUAAUAUGAGAUUUUUUUCGAUAUCCAGCAUAAAUAAGAAAUCAUGAUUAAACACAACGGCGGAGACUCCGUCGCGAAAUCUGAAGGAGAGGAGCCAUGAAUCUGUUGGAAAAUAGGGGAAAAAAGUAAUGAAAUAUUAUUCACGGAGUAAUCAAAUCAGUUGCGAUUCAAUGACGAGAGUGAACAAAUUUUUGUCAGUUUUGUACGGUUUGAUUUUGAAGUUUAUUACUACAAUACUUCUGAAAGAUUUUGUUUGUAUGUGUGAAGUUUUAGAGAAAAAAUUAUCAGCUGCGAAAUCGAAGAUCUGGCAUUAAAUAUCAAAAAUUUUGGCGUCAUAUUUUGCCUAUCAAAAUUUUUUUUAUCGUUUGACUGUAUCUUCCUCUCUUUUUCGGAAAAUGAAUAACCAAAAAUUUAUAAACUAAAUGGAGGAAAAGAAAAUUUAUAAAAAAAAGUGUUUGAUAAUUAGUACUCGUGAUCGAUUGAUGAUACCGUGUUAAAUUUAAAAGAGAAACAUUUACAGAGUAAAUGUGGGCUGCGGACCAGCAGAGGAAAGAGUUCUGCUGACUGGGCUUCACGCGGUGGCCGACAUCUACUGCGAGUGCUGCAAGACGACGCUCGGCUGGAAGUACGAGCACGCAUUCGAAUCCAGUCAGAAGUACAAGGAGGGCAAAUACAUCAUUGAGCUGGCGCACAUGGUCAAGGACAACGGCUGGGAUGAGCACACACGAAAAUCUUCUUCUUCCUCUUCGUCCUCUUCAUAA